This is a messenger RNA of Ahaetulla prasina, 2450 nucleotides long. RefSeq names its product FCH and mu domain containing endocytic adaptor 2 (gene FCHO2). Lineage: Eukaryota; Metazoa; Chordata; Lepidosauria; Squamata; Colubridae. The transcript is spliced from 23 exons. Gene Ontology annotation, cellular component: plasma membrane; cytoplasm; clathrin-coated pit. Gene Ontology annotation, biological process: clathrin-dependent endocytosis; clathrin coat assembly; synaptic vesicle endocytosis. The record is from RefSeq and is a predicted model, not a curated record. The coding region runs from base 138 to 2414 and encodes 758 amino acids.
GGAUUCACAGGAGACGGGAGUUCGGCGGGCGGAGGGAGUCGCGGUUGUGCCGUGAGGGAAAGGGCGGCCUUCCGAGACUGUUUCCUCUUUCCGAGAGAGGCCCCCGGUGACGGAAGGAGCCGGGCCGAAGCGGCGAGAUGGUCAUGGAGUACUUCGUUCAAAGUUUUUGGGGUGAAAGGAAUAAUGGCUUUGAUGUCCUUUAUCAUAAUAUGAAACAUGGCCAUACAUCUACAAAGGAAUUAGCAGAUUUUAUAAGAGAAAGGGCUACAAUAGAGGAGGCCUAUUCAAGGUCAAUGACAAAGCUCGCCAAAUCAGCAAGCAACUAUUCACAGAUUGGGACAUUUGCACCAGUCUGGGAUGUUUUCAAAUCAUCAACUGAAAAACUAGCAUGCUGUCAUCUAGAACUUGUUCGAAAGCUGCAAGAACUAAUAAAAGAAGUGCAGAAAUAUGGAGAUGAACAAAUAAAAGCUCAUAAAAAGACCAAGGAAGAAGUUUCUGGGACUUUGGAAGCAGUUCAAAAUUUUCAGAGUAUUACCCAAGCACUGCAAAAAGCAAAAGAAAACUAUAAUUCAAAAUGCGUGGAACAAGAACGUUUGAAAAAAGAAGGUGCAACACAAAGAGAAAUAGACAAGGCAGCAGUAAAAUCCAAGAAGGCUACCGAGAUGUACAAAUUAUAUGUAGAAAAAUAUGCUGUAGCAAAAUCUGAGUUUGAACAAAAGAUGAAUGAAACUUCCCAGAAAUUUCAAGAUAUUGAAGAAAUGCAUCUCUUCCAUAUGAAGGAAAUUAUAGAAUGUUUUUCAAUUACAAUAAAUGAAAUUCAUUUACAGAUUGGAGAGGUCCAUGAAGAAUUUAGAAAUAACAUGGCAAACACAACAGUUGAAAGUCUGAUACAAAAAUUUGCUGAGUUAAAAGGCACAGGCAAAGACAGACCUGGACUAAUUGAAUUUGAAGAAUGUAAUACAGCCAGCGCAGUUGAGGGAAUAAAGCCAAGAAAAAGAAAGCAUUUUGGAUUGUCAGGGAUUAUUAAGAAGGAAAAAGAUCCAGAAUCUAUAGAAUGUCCCGAUGCAGAUUCAGUAAACAUUCCAGAUGUAGAUGAUGAGGGGUAUAGCAUUAAACCUAAAGAUUGUCAGAAUAAUGCCAAAGAAAACCACUUUUAUUCCUCAAGUGAUUCUGACUCUGAAGAUGAUGAACCCAGAAAGUUUCGUGUGGAAAUCAAACCCGUGCAUUCAGACUGUAGUUCUCAUUAUACAGUGCCUUCUUUGGAUGAAUUAAAAGAAUCAAUAGGAAACAUCACACUUUCACCAGCUAUAUCUGCACAAAUGAACCGGAAUGCAUCUAGUGAAGAGUUAACAAAAUCAAAGUUUUCUGCUUCAUCUAAUGAGAAAAGCAACAAUGACCUCUUGGCAUGGGAUCCACUCUUUAGAAAUUCUGGUGAUUCAUCUUCCCUGACCUCAACAAUGUCUUCUUCUUCAUCCGGAAGACCAACAACUCCUCUUUCAGUAGGAACAUUAGUACCUCCCCCAAGACCAGCUUCUAGACCAAAGUUGACUUCAGGGAAACUCAGUGGAAUUAAUGAAAUUCCAAGACCAUUCAGCCCUCCUUUGACCUCCAAUUCCAGUCCACCCCCAUCAGCUCCUUUGGCACGAGCAGAGAGUUCUUCCUCAUUAUCAUCAUCUGCUUCACUAAGUGCAACAAAUACACCCACAGUUGGAACUUCACGUGGUCCUAGCCCUGUCAGCCUAGGAAGUCAAGAUACGUUGCCUGUUGCAAUAGCCCUAACUGAAUCUGUAAAUGCCUACUUCAAAGGAGCAGAUCCCACAAAAUGUAUUGUGAAAAUAACUGGCGAUAUGACAAUCUCAUUCCCAAGUGGGAUUAUUAGAGUGUUCACUAGCAAUCCAUCUCCUGCUGUGCUUUGCUUUAGGGUAAAAAACACAAGCAAACUAGAGCAGAUUCUUCCAAAUGUGCAACUCGUGUACAGUGAUCCAUCACAAAGUGAUUCCAGUACAAGGGAUUUUUGGAUGGAUAUGCAAGCUGUCACAGUCUACCUCAAAAAGCUAUCCGAGCAGAAUCCUUCUGCUUCUUAUUACAAUGUAGAAGUUCUGAAGUAUCAGGUAUUAUCAAACGGUAUCCAGUCUACACCUCUGAAUCUUGCCACAUAUUGGAAAUGUAAUGCUAGCACAACUGAUGUAAGAGUUGAUUACAAAUACAAUCCAGCAUCUAUGGCAAUGCCAAGUAUGUUAUCCAAUAUACAAGUCAUCGUACCAGUUGAUGGAGGUGUAAUAAACAUGCAGUCACUUCCACCAGCAAAAUGGAACUCAGAGCAGAUGAAAGCUUUGUGGAAAUUAGCUAGUAUUUCAGAAAAAUCAGAAAAUGGCGGUAAGAAGAAAUGUUUUAAAUUAACUAUUAUAGAUUAGAAAACUACCAUUUGUAUUUAAAAAAAAAAACAAUUA